Molecule: messenger RNA, 8931 nt
Organism: Eufriesea mexicana
Lineage: Eukaryota; Metazoa; Arthropoda; Insecta; Hymenoptera; Apidae
Gene: Nuak1
Product: Nuak family kinase 1
Exons: 13
Coding region: 386-8482 (2698 amino acids)
Biological process (GO): microtubule cytoskeleton organization; protein phosphorylation; intracellular signal transduction
Cellular component (GO): cytoplasm
Molecular function (GO): ATP binding; tau-protein kinase activity
Source: RefSeq, a predicted model, not a curated record
UUAUAUGUAAACCAUUUUUAAAACGCAUACGCUUGCGGUGUAGAAAAUGACGUCGAAAGAUGGCGCUAGUAUCAGUAUAAUCUAUACAUUCCCUGUUCUCAGCGUUCAAGUCCAAAAUUAGUAAAUAAAGAUGGUGGCAGCGCGUGAGCACUGUGCGGUAUCGUCACGCGAAAAAUGUCUGGUAAAAUGAAAUGGAAACGAAGAACGUGCACGAUCUCUCAGAAAAAUUCGAAAGUCGUAGAGACUUAGUAAUCGGAUUCGCCGUAAAGACGAUAAUAAAAGUGUAAAUAGUGUAUCUUUCCUAUAGUUCCCCGGGAGCGGAAAGCAGCCGCAAAAGAGGAUAAUUUGGCUCCAGAGUUCACUGUAAGAUAAAUAAUAAGGAAAAAUGGUUGUGGGCGAGGCGAGCAUACACAACAUUAUGGGAGGAAUGGAGAGCACGGGUGGUGUGCGACUUCACAAUCACAAACGGAAAUUGAAACAAAGGUUUGACAUCAUCAAGAAGCUCGGUCAAGGUACUUACGGCAAAGUUCAAUUAGGAAUCAACAAGGAGACCGGUCAAGAGGUGGCGAUAAAGACUAUUAAGAAAUGCAAGAUAGAAACGGAGGCCGAUUUGAUCAGGAUACGACGAGAGAUUCAGAUAAUGUCGAGCGUGCAACAUCCGAACAUUAUUCACAUAUACGAAGUGUUCGAGAACAGGGAAAAAAUGGUGCUGGUAAUGGAGUACGCUGCCGGUGGCGAGCUGUACGAUUACUUGAGCGAACGCAAAGUGCUGACGGAACACGAGGCUCGACGAAUAUUUCGACAAAUAGCCACCGCUGUCUUUUACUGUCACAAGCACAAAAUCUGUCACAGGGACUUGAAGCUCGAGAACAUUUUGUUGGAUCAAGUUGGAAAUGCGAAAAUCGCGGAUUUCGGUUUAUCGAACGUGUUCGACGAGCAACGGCUAUUGAACACGUUCUGUGGCAGUCCGCUUUACGCUAGUCCCGAAAUCGUAAAAGGCACUCCGUAUCACGGCCCCGAAGUCGACUGCUGGAGCUUAGGUGUUCUUCUCUAUACUUUGGUUUACGGUGCCAUGCCCUUUGACGGUUCUAACUUCAAGCGACUAGUCAAACAAAUCUCGGAGUCCGACUAUUUCGAACCUAAAAGACCGUCGCCCGCUUCUCCUCUAAUCAAAGACAUGCUGACGGUUUGCCCAGCCAGACGAGCAGAUAUUGAAAGGAUUUGUACCCAUUGGUGGGUGAACGAGGGUUACGAUCAAAAUUGCCUGGAAAUUGCCGAAGAGUUAGCCGCCCAAACGCCAGUUCGUUUGGAUCUGCUUCUCUCUCUGGUACCACAGUCCGCAAGCGCCGAGAAACUGGUCGUUGGCGACCAGCAACCAGCCGGAGAUGUUCCGAAUAACGUUUCUUCCGAGACCCUAGUACCUACCAGAUGUCACUCGGUGGGAAGUUUAAUGGAAUUGGAUCAGAGCAGUUCCGACAGGCGAAUAAGACGAGAAUUACUCGAGGAGGAACCAAGGACGGCGCCGAUUGGUGGAGACGCAAAGAGAAAAUUGGAGACAACACCUUCGAUGGAUGAAACAGCUGCGGCUGGAGCAAAGAGAAAAGAGCGAUCCAGAAGAAAAGAAAAACGAGAAGAACCGGAACCUAGAAUGUACAAAUCUGCGCCCAGGCAUCACUCGGCGCCGAUUCCAACCUCGAUCACGGAGGAAGCUAUGGAGGUGGAACCUACGGUAACCGUUCCUAUCAGUAAGACCGUCGAUUUGAAUAUGGUAGAAUUUUCAGCUGCCUGUUUAGAAAUGAUCAAAGAAUGCAGCGAAAGAUCACCGAGCAAAGAGCGAAGUAAAACACCGAUAGUACACGAACAGUCGGAGCAGCCACUCUUAGACGGGCCUCGGCAAAUCGCAUCGCAGAAUCGCGAUACCGACGAUAGACUGCAGAACGAAAGCCUCGUAAAAUCAUUCGACGAUGGGCAACGCGAUGGAUCCUCGAGAUCGAAUCUUCUUCGAGAACCGGACGCGGCGAAGCUUGCCCUCGACCUUCCGACCGCAUCCGCAGUGCCUAGCUCCAAAACGUCGAACGAGACGACAGUCUCUGGAAACGAGAGGCUCGAGAAAGAGUCGUCCUGUAGUCAGGAUGCGAUCAACCUCGAAUCGUCGCAACGAGACUUUAAGAAACUGAAAGAGAAGUCCAUCUCUCUCGACUCGGAGCUCCCUAACGAAGUAAGAGAUGUCCCUGCGAAAACGUUCGACAGAAGGCGUUCGAAAAUAUUCGAAACCGCGGAGAAGUUCAACCAGCUGGCAUCGAACGUGGAAAAUGAAAAGCCCAAAAAGAUAUUUAUACCCGGUGUGAAUGUCGGAGGAGCGAAGCGCGUGUUCGAAAGAAAAGCCAGCCUCUCUUCCAUAACAACGCCUCCACCUACGAAACCCACUACAUCCAAGAUGAUCAUCGACGUUCCCCCUACGACGGAUACGAAGCGGAACGAAAAACCGAACGAUAAAGCGAAACAAAACGAAGAGGAGGUGGAGGAAGAGGACGAGAAAAAGAAAGAAGAGGCAAAGAAACGAGCCGUCGACAUAAUAACCGGUGCGAUUGGAAAACCACCUAUGCAACGAAGGAUAAACGGAUCUCCGCCGAUUUCGCCAUUGAGUCAGGAACCAAAGAAACUCCCGUCAAAGUCAUCGAGUGGAACAACAAACGAUUCACGUUCAGCGACGGAAUCUGUGUCUACGCCUUCCGAAACAAAGUUCUCGUUCGACGAAAAGUCAACGAGCGCGAACAAACAAGCAACGGUUUCCCUCGCGCCCGAGGAGUUCGCCAACGACGACGAUGAACAACCGGAAGAACCGAAAAUGUCCAGCAAAAUGGAAAUUACUUUAAAGAGCGCGACUUUACCUAGAUCGCGUAAAACGAGCAAAGCCGAGAUUUCAUUGUCGGGCUCCUCCAGAACGGAAGCUCCUUUGGCAUACAAAUCCGAACUCGAGGCCAAGAUCGACGCGUUCCACCCACAGAAACUUCAAACACAGCGAUCGGAAAUAGCAUUUCCGGUCGCAGCUGCGAUACCGCAGCAUAAUCGAAGCUCGAGCUUGGAGCCGGAAAUCAGGCCGCGUAGUGCUGCGCCGAAGGAAAGAAUAAUACCGAUUCAGAUGGAAGCGGAUCGUCAGCAGUCGCAACACUCGUCGACGCCACCGCCGUCGAAACCACCACCGAUGCCUCAACGAUCGGUUUCACAACGAUCGGGGUCGUUAUCUCGUCAGUCGACCGCAGACUCGGACACCGACAGUGCUCUUGGAUCUACCGUUGGUCCUGAGCCGAUUCGAAAGAGUCCUCGGGAAUACAUAAUACCCAUCGCCGUGGAAGGCGGUGGAUACGUUACUCCCAGAUCUGGUAGCGUCGAGCCCGAUAGCAAAACUAGCACGCCGACCAGCACGAACGCUCCUCGAUCCAAGUUCGGCAGACCUCGAAGAAUGAGCUCUCUCUUAUCGGAUGCUAGUGAAGACGAAUCACCAUUUUCUUCGUUGCACAGGGACAGCGAGGAUCUUUUGCAACGUCACAUGCAUCGGUUGAGAAGCUCUCGGCCAUCGAGACAGCCACCGGAACACGCGGAUAGCUUGUCUUCCGGCGAAGACGACGACGACGACGGAUUCGAAUUGUUAACCGCUGAGAACCUAUUUUCUACUCUGCUAUCCAGAGUACGAAGCUUAACGCAGAGAUUGAACGUCGACGACAACCGCACCACCGGCUUUCCGAGUUCUCGAUUGUUCGGAAGAUUAGGAUCUAAUCCCUCUCAAGCUUUUUGGGGCCUCAAUAAGCCACUGUCGAGGCGGUUGUCGGAGUCUCAAUUUAGGCAUUCGUUGAGUCGAGAAGGUGACAUAUUCUCGAGGAAAGAUUCCAUGAACUCGUCAAACGCAGGAACCCCUAACAGUCCAGGAUCGCAUGGUACUCCGUCCAGGGAAACGGUGUUCGAUGUCGGCAGUAACACCUUGCCAAGAGAUAAAGUAGCACGCGAAGACGCAGAAGCGGAUCCGGCACGAGUGAGAAAAGAGACGCAAGAAUCGUUAGAGCAAAACUUCACGCCUAGCUUGGCCCGGCGAUUGAGCAGAACGUUGCUCGAUCAGACCAGACGAUCCUUGACGAGAUCCUCGUCGGUCUCUGGCGAGGACGGUGGAGGCCAGUCGCCGCCCGGUAGGGACCCGGCCGGCAGUUCCUUCGACGCGUCCGACAGCGCCGACCGAUCUGUCUCCACGGCCUCCGAUCAGACCGAGUACAAAGAUCGAUCAACGAGCAAUCGGGUGAUGAGAAGAACCAACAGUUUGCUGGAACCGGGAACCGGCAGAGACGCGUCGCACGGCUCUCCUCGUCGAUCGGUCAGCCUGUUGGAGGACGAGUCGCGCGGUCGCGACUACGACGUCGCAGAUCGGUGCGGAUCGGCGCAACGGCAAGACUCGAACAGUUCCCUGUUCUCGACGUUCCCCAGGGAGACCGGGUCCGGCAAUCUGGCUAGAUGGUACAAAGAAACGUCCGGCGGCCGAACGAGCGCGGGCAAGCUUCGGAAGGACAGUUUCCGGUCGUACCGCGCGGACAAGAUCCAAGAGGAAACGCCGGACGAUGCGAUGGCCGGCGAUAGAAACGAGAACAACGCGGAUAACGGCUCGAUUUCGGAGUGCACUUCCACCUCGGUUUGCGACUCCAACACGAACCUAUUGGACGCCACGUCCAGCUUGUCCGCCAAGUCGUACGAGACUUCGCCGACCGAGUCCUCCUCCAACAUCACCGACUACAAAUCCGGGUACAAAUCCGAUUCCUCGAGGAACUUUGAGAACCGUUUGCUGGCGGCGGAGAACUUGAUCAAGGAGUCGAAACUGAAGAACCUGGGAUCACCGAUCGGCGCCAAAUUCGACCCGAAUUUGACCGCCAAUUAUCGGGACACGGACAAGUGCGACAAACGAUCGUUGAUCUCGAUCGCGGAGGUUGGCGACGCCUCGGUCGUCUCGAAACGGCGUAGCUGCAUCCCUAGCCUGAGACUGCGAUCCGGCUCGUUGACCAGAGAAUCCAGUACGGGCAUCGAUCGUCGAAAAUCGUUCGCGGACUCGCAGGACGUCGCGAGUCUCGUCGUGCGAGCCCUUGGCCCGGAAAAGUCGUUGCUCAGCAAGUUCUUCAAGACAGGUGGAAACCGCGAGAACGAUUCGAGAGACAAGGAGAAGGAGAAGGAGAAAGAUAAGGAAAAGGAGAAAUCGCAAAAGUCGAAGCAACGUCGGAUAUCGCGAUUCUUGCGACCAGAUUUCUUCGACACGCCCAGAGAAGAGAGUCGGUACGUGAAAGAGAAAGAGGCGCAAAAAGCCGCGGAAAACGAACGUCGCAAGUCUCGCUUCAUUCGGCGAAAGAACGAAAACAAAGCAACAACGAUAACCACCGGAACAACGUCUACGCCGACCGUAACGACCAGUCGAGAAAGCAGCGUCGAGCGGGAAAAGAAACGCGAAAAGGAGCUAAAGAACGAGAUCAAUUCUCUGAGAAGGAAUCGACGAUCGCGGGAACCCGAGGAGGAGGAGGAGGAGGAGGAGCAGCCUUGCGAGGGAAAAACGAGAGUAGACUCGCCAAACGAAGGUUCACGAAAUGGCUUUUUGCAUUCGUUGGAGAAGAAGCUCGAACGGCUUCGGACCAACGACGAGGAAACGGAACAGAGGAAAACGACACCCGCAACAACGACGACAGAGACAGCGACGACGACGACGACGACAACGAUGACGAUGAACGGAAGAGGAAUGGAUAACGCGACGCAACGAGAGCGGUCAGCUCCUCCAGUCGAUCAUUUAUCCUCGACCGAGCGUGCCACCGUUAAGAGAGCGACCAGCGUGGAGGAUCUUUCGCGAUCCACGAAGCCGAAUCAGAACUGCCCGAGAAGCAGAGUCUCUUCCGUUUUCGGCCUGUUCAAAACAGCGGACGCGAAACAGAUCGCGAAUGGGACACGAUCGCAGAGCACCAUCUUGAGCAAAUUGAAGAAGAGUCCGCCAAAGGUGACGAAACCGGGAGAUCCUACCACGGGCGAGGACGCAAACGUACCUACCACUGGCAGCAAAAUACCGACCAAAUUAACCAUCGCGGACGCGAAAUCGACGAAAAAGAUCGGUGACGCGAAAAAAUCGGACAAGCCGGAUAAACCUGCCGCAGCCUCCUCCUCCACCUCGUCCUCCGUUUCCGAAUCUUCGAAGAGAUUGCCCGCUAAAGAGGGAUCGCUGGAUAAAGGGAAGCAGGAGAAAGCGUCGAUCCCCAAAGAGAGAAGAUCGUCUCGCGAGAAGGAACUCGGUGGAGAGAAAUCUGGAGAGAAAUCUGGAGAGAAAUCGGCGAGCAAAGACGCGGAGGAGGAAGCAGUGAAUACCGUCGCAGCGAAACCGAACGAAGACGGGAAGGUACCCGUGGAGAAGAGAUCGACGAGUAAAGUUAAAGCGACUAACAAUCGAUCCUCUUUGGAAGACGGUUCGUCAACGGAACGGAGUAAACUCGAAGACACCGAGAAGAAGACCAAGAAAACGACGAAAAAGACUUGCGAGACUUCGGAGAGCAACGAGUCCGAAGGUGUGAAGAAGAAGAAGAUCGUGAGAGUGGUGAAGAAGGUCGCGAAGAAAUCGAGCGACACCGGUGCCAGUGCCGGUACCGGUAGUGCCAGUAGCAACGUCGAUAAAACCUCCGAAACGAAGGAAAAGCCGGUAAAAACGCGCACGAAGAAGAAGGCGACGGCUACUGGCGAGAAGAUUACCGACUCGAAGGCGCUCGCGGUUGCAACGAAAACUAACGGGAAAACGAAGGAAAACGGGGUAGAGUGGCGAACCGUUGGGAAAGGUUCCUCGAACGCGAAUGGCGGCGAUCGAGUUUCGGUGAGCAACAACCCUGCGGAGGAAUCGCUCGCCACGGAAACCAAGAACGAUCAAUCGGCCAAGGGACAGGAGUCGCAACGACCGAGCAGAAGCAAUCUGAAACUCGAUCUGUCCAAGAUACCUCAACAUUCGUUCAGGAACGCGACACCCAAGAAGGAUUCGCCAAAGUCCGACGCGCCAAAGAACCCCGUUGAUUCCCCAAAGUUGCCGGCGAGCGAAGACCUUUCCGACAAGCUGAUGGAGUGUCUGUCAAAGGUAACGCACCGGGCCAGCAUCACCGGCAACAAGAUAAUCAUUGACAAGCCUUUGCGCGCAAAAGACGUAGCCGAACUGAAGAAAGAGGUAACCGAGUGCGCCAGAAUCAUCGAGAAUCACGCGGAAUCGACUGCGAUGGCCGCGGAAAACUGUUCACAUGCAGAGAAAGAGAAACGUCGAGAGGAAGAGAAAGAGGAAGAAGAAGAGAAGAGAUCGAUGCUCGAUCUCGCGGAGAACGAGCGAUCGGCCGGUCCGAAAGAGUCGCCGACCGAUUACCCGAACGAACUUCUUUCUCCGAUGGACGAACCCGAGAGUUUCGACUCGUGGUCGAUCAGUUCGGCAGAGUUGAGUCAUCCGCGACCCGACUUGCACUCUCCCACGUCCCCGUCCCAUUCGCUGUUCGCUAGGAAUCCGGACGACAACUCGGAAUCGGUGAUCGACCGAAUACGCAGGAGGAGUUUCUAUUCGCGGUUCAACGAUAGACGAAGACCAUCGCUAACGGCUCCACCGCCGGGUGUCAACUUACCCACUAGCGCCACCCUGCCGCGCAAGUUCAGUUUCAGUGGUGGACAUCGAGAGCAACGAGACCGCGGCAGAUACGGGACCGGAUACGGAGCGAUCGCCAUGUCGAAGAGCAGCAGACACGUCGCGGACAAGAGUUACGGAUUGUACGGCGACGAAGGAAUCAUCGGGACGGUCGCUCGUAACCGAUCUCUCGAUCGAGGUGGCCGUUACUCCGACUCUGGUUACGUCGCCGAUCUCAAAUCGCCGACCGAACACGUGUCCGCCCUUUCCUCCUCCUACGAUCCCCUUAGAAGGUAUCUCAGGUCGCCCACCUUUGAUCUGUGUUCCUCCAGGUCGAGAUAUCACAGCGCAGACUUUGCCGCUGACCCGGACCUCGCCACCAACUACAGACCCUCGCUUUCCGGUUUGUCCAACGAUUGCGGGAUCGAGAAUCACAGCUAUGUCGGCCUUGGCUACUCUUCCCUGCCGAGAAGGUACGGAACCGGAACUGCGGAGCCCAAGACCGUCGAGUAUUACGAGGAGCUGCUAGCUCCGACCACCGCGGACUAUUUACCCACAAGAAAAUCCCCGGUGUCCAACGAAUACUCGAAUAAGUGCGAAAACGGGUAUUACAACGGUAACUUGGACCUACACUCGAACGUUACGAAAUGGAAAACGGAGAACGCGGGAACGUUGGAACUAGCGCGAGAAAGCGGUGCUUUAGCUUCUCCUGCUUCCUGCCACGAGCAAUCGGAACAGAGGAGGAGCAAAGGUGAACACGCGAGCGAAACGAAGCACCCGCUUCCGGCGUCUACGGAAACGACGACUGAUUCUACGAACGAUCACAGCUAAUUCUUCUCUCUCGCGAUAACAACCGAGUCGGAACUUUUUCUCGUUCUACGCACCGAUUCGUCGGAUUCGCGUAAACGUUUGCGAACGAAGAAACGCUCGCGUUUUUCUCGCUUGUAUACGUAUACGGAAUUGACUACGAGAAUCAAACGUUCCGCUGCGAAGGUUCAUUUUCUUUCCUAUACGUUCUUUUCGUCCUUUCACCGAAUCUCCGAAUCGCGGUGAAAUUUUUCAUUUAUUUGAUCGACUUAAGGUUUCGAGUAAGGUUAAAGCUGCCUGAUUGUACCAAAGACUUUACUUAUCUCAUCAUUAACACGAAAUAUCAAUCGCGCGAUCCAAGGAUCGCGUCUUCUCUCGAGACCAAAAAGAUACUUGUAAUACGUUUCGUUUGAAUGUUAUAUAGAACGCUAAAAUUGGUAUUUAUUAUCGCACCUGUCUCGUCCGUUCUCGAA